This is a messenger RNA of Rotaria sp. Silwood1, 249 nucleotides long. NCBI's taxonomy places the organism in Eukaryota, Metazoa, Rotifera, Eurotatoria, Philodinida, Philodinidae. The record is from the annotation of a GenBank genome assembly.
AUGUUAUCACAUGAUACACUUCAUUCAAAACAAGUUAUUAAAGUACAAGAUAUAAUAAAAUAUUAUGAUUCAUUAUUAGCAAGUGGACAUGAACCUGAAACACAUGCUUUAGCAGCAUUAGAACCAGUUUUAUAUGAUUUUUUUUCUUGAAUAGAUUUAGAUGAAAAUGGUCUUCUAUUAGUUUUAUUAAUUGAACAAUUCCUUCCAUUACCAUUAAAUAAACAAUUAUUACCUAAAUAUAUACCAUAA